AUGCUCACCUCGUUCUCUCGCCUUGCACUGACGGUCGUCCUUGGCCUUGGUGUCUACUUCUCCGUCGUGUGCGGCGCACCCACUCAGUUCGACUUGGUUGUGGCACCUCCUCGCCGUCGUUCGACUCCGUCCGCACCGUACUUCGUGGAGUACUUCGAUGCAUAUGCCUCUGGUGUCACAGGCGCACCGCCGGUCGCGGACAUUGACGGAUAUAACGUCUUCAUCCUCGCAUUUCUCCUAAUCGAGGGCGCGUGGGACAACGCUGAAGGUUGGACAGAGCUGACUGCGGAUGAACGUUCCACUUUACUGUCCGACUACGCGGACGCUGGGAUCGCACUGAUGGUGUCCUGCUUCGGCUCCAGCGACACGCCCACGUCAAGUGGCUAUGACCCUACGACAAUCGCGGACACCUUUGCCGCAUGGGUGAUUGAAUAUGGCUUGGAUGGCAUCGAUGUGGACUAUGAGGAUUUCGACGCGAUGGACGCGGGAACUGCAGAGGCCUGGCUGGUGACUUUCACGACUGAACUGCGCAAUCAGCUUCCUGCUGGCGAUUACAUCAUAACUCAUGCUCCCGUCGCACCAUGGUUCUCGCCAAGCAUCUGGACGAACGGAGGUUAUCUGGAGAUUAAUUCUGAAGUCGGUGAUCUUAUUGAUUGGUACAACGUUCAGUUCUACAACCAGGGAACCUCAGAGUAUACGACUUGCUCAGGCCUCCUCAAUGAAUCCAGCUCGACAUGGCCUGAGUCGGCGUUGUUCCAGAUCGCGGAUAAUGGCGUAUCCUUGGACAAGCUUGUCAUCGGCAAACCGGCGACCACAGGAGACGCGAGCACCGGCUACAUGGCCCCUGCUACUCUGGCUGUAUGCGUUGAGGAGGCGCAGAGUGAGGGAUGGGAUGCCGGAGUAAUGGUAUGGCAGUACCCCGAUGCCGGCACUUCCUGGAUCGAGACUGUUCGUGAGGAUUCGUGGCCAAUGUAA
Molecule: messenger RNA, 975 nt
Organism: Laetiporus sulphureus 93-53
Lineage: Eukaryota; Fungi; Basidiomycota; Agaricomycetes; Polyporales; Laetiporaceae
Product: glycoside hydrolase family 18 protein
Exons: 11
Coding region: 1-975 (324 amino acids)
Biological process (GO): carbohydrate metabolic process
Molecular function (GO): hydrolase activity, hydrolyzing O-glycosyl compounds
Source: RefSeq, a predicted model, not a curated record